CAACAGCAGCAGGAAACGUAUGAAUAACACAUGCAUUAGCAACAACAACGAUAAAAACAGCAAAAGUCAUUGUUGCAAUAGCAGCAGCAGCAGCAACAUAAGCGAAAACAACGUCCAUUGCCUCAACGACAGCAGAAAUACCACAGGCAGCAAAAAUAGCAGUUAUAACAACGACAACAACAACAACAACAACAACGAUAACGAGAAUAACGAACGUGAGGAAAUUAUCAAAAGUAAAUAAAGGGAAAAAAGUUGCUGAGAAAUAUUCAUGCUGAUUCAUUACGCAUGCGUGAAAAUGUUUUAUGAAAAGCGCUGUAUUCCUCGGCGAAGGCGGUGAGUUUAACUUUCAUCCCAGGACAGAAGUUGUGGAACUCGUUGCCGAUUCAAUAGCAAGAGUUUGAAGAGUUAAACUUAUUGUUUCGGAGCAAACCAGGAAAAAGAAAAGAGAGUGAAAAUAAAGAAGAAGAACACUAAGCCAUCCAACUGGUCUUAUGAUCCAGCAUGGGAUCGAAACGUCGCCGUUUGUCCUUACUGACCCUCACACUUGCUUCAAUGACAGUGGUAACUCUCUCCAUAAGCCUUUCCACAGAUUUCUGGAUAUACGUGAAAGAGCCUCUCGUUAUCGACCCAAAGACAGAAAUGGUGGUUGAGUACCGAUUUAGCAGGAUGGGGUUAUGGAGGAAAUGUUCGCUUGGCCUCAUGCUUAAUGCGCCACUUGUGAUGUUUUGUGCACGGGCAUAAUACAGUAAUGUUGUCACAAUGGAAACGCCCCACAUCCCGGCUGGUUGUCCAACCACACGUAUUGAACCAAAACAAAAUAAGACGGCAUAUUGUCAAAGAAUUGUGAACCGUGAAAAACAUGUGGUAGGAAGGUUAAACAAAACUGUAGGAGAUCUUGUAGCAGGACUUACCUUGGUAGCUGGAUUGAUAAUGUUCAUCUCAGCCGUCAAUGACGAAGUAUCACAUCUACCUGCCGCCAACCAACCACACCCAACAAUCACCUACUCAUUUGCUUGGUCGUUUUUCCUAGCAGGAUUGAGCUUCUUUUUGGCAGAAGGCACAGGUGUUGCAGGAAUAUACUUAUUUUUCCGUCGGAACUCCAGUCUCGAUGACAUGAUCCAAAUUAUUCCCGGAUUGGAAGAGAAAAUUCCACCAGAGCAACGUAAAGCGAAAAACGUUGGUUACCCAAAUUUCAACAUUAUAUCAUGAUACUUGGUUGGUCAUAAGCGACAAUGUUGUGCUGUUAUUUCCACUAUUUAAACAGAAUUCUACAGAAAAUAAUUAUCAGCUUUGAAUCCAUGAUGAGCCUCUAAUCCUGACUAUAAACUUUAUUCAUCUUCAUUUCUACUUCAUUUUAUCAUCAAUGCCGUGAACAUUGACGACAUGAAAGCCAGACAAUCUUAAUUCUCUUCUCGAUAUUAAUUUGAGACCAGAACCCAUCGGAAUCGGAAUAACAAAAUAUAUCAGUCCCGCUAAAAAUAAUUAUCAGGUUCAGUUCCGUGAUGCGGUUUCUAUUCCGGAUUAAGAACUAUGUUUUUUUACAAACUUUCUUUGCCUACUUCACUAAAUAUUUACUGCAUUUAUUAAUGAGGACAGCCAUGAAAGCUAGAGAAUCUUAAUUCCAUGUCCACUAUCAAUUUGAGAUCGUGAACAUAUAUACAAAGAGUAAAGAAAGAUAUCAAAGAACGUUAUAUGUGUAAAAUAAACAUAGAUAGUGGAAAAUAAGAGAAAAGAGGUUGGCCUAUUCAUCUAUGUUUGACUGAUAUUGAUAAUAGAUGAGAAAUAGAGAAUUACAACGUUUUCUACAUAAUAUUUAUAAUAUCUUGAUGGUUUGUUAGCUGAAACAGCAGGAUAAUUGCAAUAUCGGCAGCAACCACAAUAAAAACAAUCGAGAACAUUUGCUAUAACAAUAACAAAAAGACAAAAACUACAGCAACAAUAAAUAUGGCAGCUGAAGAAGAGAUAUGUGGUGCCUUGAGUAAUGUCAAAUAUACGUUAUUGGUGAGGUGUUUUAAAUAUUUUUUUAAAAUUCUGGGUAUGGAGGAAGAGUUAGUGACCGUAGCCUUUGUACACCCUUCGAGACUGAUGGAAUUGAUUCCAUUAAUGUUCCUUUAGAAAUAUUGUAAGUCAACAUUUGCAGGAAACACAUUAACUUUGUGGAAGUUCCAGAAAGCCGACGAUAUGAGACGAAGAAAUAGGGUAUAUUAUUUAGUAUAGGACCUUGGUUGGGCACGGCAAGGCUGAUGAGAGGCGAGAUGACUGAAGUGUCUAAAUGGUAAUAGCAUUUGUGUAGCUAACUUCGGGGAGCAAACGCCGAUAUAGCAGCGAGGAAAAGACACAGAGAGAGAGAGAGAGAAGAGAACACGCCUAUGUCAGCGGCUUGCGAUUGCUUAUGAGUAACUUUAUGUUAAUUAACCAGGUAACUUUUGUCUAGAUGGUCUAUGACGACUGUGUGUGCAGCAGCAGUACCAUAUCUGAUGUGAGAGCAACACCAUUUUGGACUUCACAUAAGCUUUGUGGGGUGUCAAUAAUUGUUAGGGAUGAAGUAGUUUCUGGUCCUGAAGAAAAGAACUAGUCGUUGAAAUGUGGUCCUAGCUAUGACAGGCAUGUGCUUUCGCCAAGUAAGUUCCAUGGUGACAGAGAGGCCUUAAAUUAGGAGCGAUUGUGAUAGAUUCGGUUUCAUGUUGCUCAAGUUUAACAGAUGAUGGUGCUGGUGCAACGAUAUUUUCUUGAUACGUGUAGCGUCCAUACCGUUUUUUUAUUAAAAGAAAUAAAAUUGACGUAUACUCACUGGAGAAUCCUUUCGAGGCCCGUGUAAAUAGAAUCAAAGCUUUGGUUUUGUGUACAUUACCUGGGUUAAUAUUUCGAACCAACACUACCACCACUGACAACAACAAUAACAAUAACAAUAAAAAAUAAUAAAAGAAAUAACAAGAAGAAUCAAGACAUCUCACAUUAAGAAAACUUACAUAUAACAUAUGUAAUGUGGUACCAUUAUUUU
Messenger RNA from Octopus bimaculoides (California two-spot octopus), 3001 nucleotides. RefSeq names its product voltage-dependent calcium channel gamma-7 subunit. The record is from RefSeq and is a predicted model, not a curated record. Lineage: Eukaryota; Metazoa; Mollusca; Cephalopoda; Octopoda; Octopodidae. Gene Ontology annotation, biological process: postsynaptic neurotransmitter receptor diffusion trapping; neurotransmitter receptor internalization; regulation of AMPA receptor activity. Gene Ontology annotation, cellular component: AMPA glutamate receptor complex; postsynaptic density membrane. Gene Ontology annotation, molecular function: voltage-gated calcium channel activity; channel regulator activity.